AUGGUGGUCACAGCCCCAGGGGACGUGUUGAUCAAUUUUAUCAUCAAUUAUCUCACGAACCAGACCAGGCUGCCCGUGAAGGGGAGCGACUUCAAUGUCAAGGAGCUGCUGAACGGCUCCGCGCUGGCCUCGAAGUUCAUCGGUGGUACUGCGGUCUCCAACGUGCUCGAGCCUUACGUUUACCACAACUUCCACGCCCCCGUGGACGGGCGCCUCGUUAAAGCGGUGGACGUGCCAGGUUAUUUCUUCGGCAUCCCGGACGGCAUGCGGUGGUUUGGCAGCGAAGACACUGGCAGCUCGGACACGGACUUCGGCGUGUUCUCGGGCUUCCACCGCCUCGUAUUAAUCUACGACACCGGCCCGUAUGGAUUGGUGGCGCAGGUGGCGGUCGGCUUGGCGGACGUGAACACCAUCUGCCCCACGGUGAAUGCUGAGAUGCCUUCGGUGCCUCCUGGCUCUUGCAGCGGCGCUUCGUGCCCCGAGGUCAGAAAGGGCGAACGCAUGGGGUUCUUUCUAUGCGGCGGGUCGCUGAACAUCCUCCUCUUCCAGCCUGGCGUGUUCGCUUCCCAGGACCUCCCCAUGGGCAACCGCCUCGGCAGCAUGAGCGCCAUAUCAUAGCCUCCCCCGCCCUGAGCGUCAUCAAGCGAAUGCGCAGCUGGAGUACCCGUGAGGUCAAGCGGCACGGCUCUGAGAGGUUGUGGGGGGGCAAGCCAGAUUCGAGGAGGUUUGUCCACCGCCGAGCUGAGGCGCCACUGUUCUCGCACUGCGCCUUUUUAGGUCGCGGGAGGGUCGGCCAGCCGCAUCGGUCAGUUGGCCUGCCCGCCCCGCGUGCUCCGACCUUUCGGAGCCACUCAUGCUAUGAUUUGAAGUCCCCCCCUUCCCCCUUCCUCCUCCUCUUUUCUGAGCCCUCCUUCCUUCUUCUCCACCUCUUCCUCCGUCCGUCAGUCUUGCGCCUCGCAUGCCAAGUUGACUGGUCUGAGCAUUGCUUGGUCCGAGCGUGGCCUCGGCAUUGGCAUUGGCUAAGCCCUCACCAGGUGCUGCCAUUCUGGCUGGCCAGCCUUGCCCGCCACCUCCCCUCCCCUCCCCUCAUUGCGCCGUUGCCAAGCAUAUGAUCUUUUUCCUGCAGUCGAGCUUGCACGACGUGGUUGUGUAUCGUGGCGCAGUCGAGCCGAGUCAAA
Molecule: messenger RNA, 1178 nt
Organism: Prorocentrum cordatum
Lineage: Eukaryota; Dinophyceae; Prorocentrales; Prorocentraceae
Source: the annotation of a GenBank genome assembly